AUGGUUCAAAAAACAUAUAAGGUUCCCCGUCGUCCAUUUGAGAAGGAACGAAUUGAUCAGGAACUUCGUUUAAUCGGUGAAUUUGGUCUUCGAAACAAACGUGAAAUCUGGCGCGUAGCUUAUACACUCUCAAAUAUUCGUCGUGCUGCACGUGAACUACUCACGUUAGAUGAUAAAGAUCCUCGUCGGCUUUUCGAAGGAAAUGCUUUGAUCCGAAGGCUUGUUAGAAUUGGUGUCUUGGAUGAGACUAAAAUGAAACUCGACUAUGUCUUGGCUUUGAAAAUUGAAGAUUUCUUGGAACGAAGGUUACAAACUCAGAAGCAUAUUGACUUUGCCCUUACCUCACCUUAUGGUGGUGGUCGUCCUGGUCGUGUAAGGAGAAAACGUCAACGAAGCGCUACUAAAGGUGACGAAGAAGAAGAGGACGAAUAA
Messenger RNA from Racocetra persica, 432 nucleotides. Lineage: Eukaryota; Fungi; Glomeromycota; Glomeromycetes; Diversisporales; Gigasporaceae. The record is from the annotation of a GenBank genome assembly.